GAGAAUCGACGAUGGCAGCUUUACCCAAUGCACGCCGAGGCUUCAGCAUACUUUCACUGAUCAUAUUUUUGGUCGCGCACCAAGGUCACGGCUUUCAAAAAGCCAGUAUCAAAAGGCUUCAUCACCUCGCAGUUGAAUCUCCUUUCCGGACGGUACGAUUCGCAGAUUCAGUCCCAGAUCGAGUACAUGCUCAGAAAUCUUCCUUACCUUCGUGGAGUGCCACGAGGUCAAAAAGAACGCUUGCUAUGCCAUUAAUAAUUCGUCAGGCAACGAGUGCGUCUGAUGAUGAACCAAUGGCCUCUCUUCGUGCUGGCAUUCAAAAGCAGCUACUUCGCCCUUUUCGGAAGGCCAAAAAGGUUGUAAAAUCAAUGUUUGGUCGCAGUUCUGAGGAUUUUAACAAAACAGUCGAAACUCUAAAAAAUGAAUCCACUCGUAAAUCGGAAGCUGUCGAAACGGACGUUGUUCCCAAAGCUCAAGCGGUUGCUAUGGAGAUGGCCAAGGUGGUUAAGGAAAUGGCAUCGUCGAUACAGAUAGGCCAACGGUCGGCAGUCGCUGCCCCAAGCGUCGACUUUUCUGGUCACUGGAACAUUGAAGUUACAGACGAGUUUAAAGAACACUAUGAUAGGUACUUGAGAAUGCUAGGACAACCCUCGCUAGUCCGCUCCAUUGCACUUUCAAUUGUCGCUUUGACCACUGAAGAAAUUAUUCAGAAGAAACAAGGGCGAGAUCUCACCAUUCGAGGACGAAACGUUCGUGGCGUCUGGGAGCGCACAAUGAGGUCAUCAUGCGCUGAUGAAAAGAUUCGCUUACCAGUAGUUACGGCCGAUGGAGAAGAAGCUGAAGUGGAAGCCUGGUGGGAGAAGAAUGGAAGUAUGCACGUAUCGUGGAUGCGUGGUGUGCAAAAGUAUGGCGGAGGUGAUUUCGAAAGUAAACGGUAUAUAGAUGAUUAUGGCCAGGCGCUUGUUUGUGAAUCGACUUUUCAUCCUAGCGACGCUACUCGAGAAAAAGUACAAAUUAAAUGGCGAUUCAGGAAAGGAGACGGGAAAGAAUGGAACAGCAUGUAA
Messenger RNA from Phaeodactylum tricornutum CCAP 1055/1, 1064 nucleotides. RefSeq lists its product with no specific name. Bases 12 to 1064 code for a protein of 350 amino acids. NCBI's taxonomy places the organism in Eukaryota, Bacillariophyta, Bacillariophyceae, Surirellales, Neidiaceae. The transcript has a single exon. The record is from RefSeq and is a predicted model, not a curated record.